Messenger RNA from Penicillium arizonense, 2436 nucleotides. Its product is annotated as non-ribosomal peptide synthetase. The record is from RefSeq and is a predicted model, not a curated record. Gene Ontology annotation, molecular function: phosphopantetheine binding. Gene Ontology annotation, cellular component: cytoplasm. Gene Ontology annotation, biological process: secondary metabolite biosynthetic process; amino acid activation for nonribosomal peptide biosynthetic process. The transcript has a single exon. Lineage: Eukaryota; Fungi; Ascomycota; Eurotiomycetes; Eurotiales; Aspergillaceae. The coding region runs from base 1 to 2436 and encodes 811 amino acids.
AUGGUUCCUCUUUUAGAAUCAAUAUCUGACGACUCUCACUCAACUACGACCUUCAAGAAUUUGUCUAACGGGACUCCGAUGCCAAGUGUUGACCUGACUCUCACUAGUCUUCCUCGGCGACUUUUAUAUCUCGCUGACGCUCUAUAUCCACCCCUUUCUGCUCAUGCGGAAUAUCCAGACAUUCUCCUCCAAAGAAUCCUCCAAUUGGCCUGGACUGCAACAAUCCGAUCAUUUGCCUACACGACUACAUUUUACAUAGGCGAGCAAUACCACAAGGGUCGAUGCUAUGUUGGCGAGGCAGCUCACGCCUUUUCCAGACCGACCGUCCAAAUCCACAUAGAACCCCAUGAUGCCGUUGGAGAUCUACUUGCUCAGUCGGUUGAAACGUUGGCGUCUUUGAGAAAUACAACUGUGGCAGCAAAUGGAAUAUCUGGAAUCGAUAGAAAGGAGGGUGGCUUCAAUGUGACAAUUGUCUACGAGAGGCAGCCCUCAAAUGAAAGCUGCAAGGCCCGCCGCGAGACAUGCUGUCCUAUACCAAUUGAAUCCCCUCAAUCAGACUCAAUUUUAUCGGGACUACUUCUUUGCAUAUCUCACAGUCCAGAUGACAAAUUACAUGCUCGACUGGACCUAGGCGACACUCACAUCGAUAUACAACUCGUGACGAGCCUUCUGCAUAGCUUUAACCAAGCACUAUCAUCGAUGGAUGGCUCACCAGCACAGACCAUUGGCAGUCUCGAGCUAUGCUCAUCACAAGACCGGGACCUGAUUGCCGGGUUCACCGGCACACUUGCACCUCCCCAGGAUGCCCUUCUACAUGAUCUCUGUUUCCGACAUGUCAAGAUAACCCCUGACGCCCAAGCUAUAUGUUCCUGGGAUGGCAAUCUUACAUACCGAGAACUCAAAGAGAAGACUUGUCGCCUGGCUCAUUGGCUUGUCGGUGAAGGCGUAGGACCAAGUGUCUUCGUCUCUUGUGCCUUCUACAAAUCUACAUGGGCUGUCGUGGCUCGCCUCGCUGUCCUCAUGGCCGGUGGUGCAUAUGUCUGUGUGGAUGGAAGUAAUCCGCCAACAUACCUCAACUCCGUUCUAGAACGCACCCGGAUCAAGAUCAUGUUGACCUCCACCGGGUAUAAAGACAGGUUUUACAGCCGGGUUGAAACCGUGUUCGAAGUGAGCGAGGCUUCACUUUCGACACUCCCAAUGGUAAAUGGACCCCCCACUUCGGAUGUCACGCCAACCGAUCCAUGUGUUGUUUUAUUCACAUCAGGCAGCACAGGCAACCCCAAAGCCAUCGUACAAGAACAUCGCAGCUAUGCCUCUGCCCUGACAGAUUAUCUCCGCGUUAUGGAGAUGGGCCCACACAGCCGGAUGUUCCAAUUUGAUGCCUACGCCUUCGACAUCAGCAACAAUGACUUCCUGGCACCGCUCAUGGCCGGAGGAUGUUGCUGUGUGCCAACAGUCUCACUGACCAUAGACGCACUCAUGAACGACAUGAAUGCAUUGCAAGCCAACAUUAUGUUCGUAACACCCUCAGUCGCCAUCGACAUCGACCCAGACCGUGUCCCAACACUGAAGAUGAUGUGUAUCGGCGGGGAGCCGGUCUCAGACGCCGUGUUGUCGAAAUGGCUACACCGCGUGCAGGUCGUCAACCAAUACGGUAUGGGGGAGAUCGCAUCUCUGUGUGCCUAUAACCGCAACCUCCAGAUAGGGCGUGGUGCAGUAGUCGGUCGUCCUGCGACCGGAGCAAUCUGGAUUGUUAGCCCUGAUAAUCCCGAACAACUGAUGCCCGUCGCGGCAAUAGGAGAACUCCUAGUUGAAGGACCACAUCUAUCGCAAGGGUACUUGGACCAUGUUUCCGGACAGUCUGAGAACUUCCUAUCAACAGCACCAGCCUGGAUGGCACAGCUUCACCCCGAUAGACCUAACCAUCGACUUUACCGGUCCGGGGACCUAGGUCGCUGGAACCACGACGGAACCCUUGAACUAAUCGGCCGCAAGGACAGCAUGCUGAAACUCGAUGGGGCACGGGUCGAAGCCGAGCAGGUGGAGUAUGUAUUCCGCCGCAACCUGAUGACAGGCGACGCAGCCAUUGUCGAUGUCCUCGGUGUGGCUGAUGGCCUAGGGGAUCCAACUCUCGUGGUCUAUCUGUACCUUACGAGCAACCCAAUGAAUCUGGAGAGUGGGCGUAUCGAGGAGAUGCAAUUCCGACCGAUUAGUGACAGGCACGCAGUGCACACUGUGACCCGGUCACUCAGUGAUGCUGUCAGCAAGAACCUGCCAACCUAUUACGUCCCCAGUUUGUAUCUCCUGAUUGAUCGCGUGCCACGCACAAAGUCGAACAAGACGGAUCGACGUAAACUCCACAUGCUGGGACAGGCGUAUUACAUGGAGCAUCGAGGGGAGUUGAGAGAUAUCACUGUCUGGCCGGAAUGGGAAUAG